Molecule: messenger RNA, 1296 nt
Organism: Fusarium poae
Lineage: Eukaryota; Fungi; Ascomycota; Sordariomycetes; Hypocreales; Nectriaceae
Exons: 2
Coding region: 1-1296 (431 amino acids)
Source: RefSeq, a predicted model, not a curated record
AUGGCGACUUUGUCCAGUGCCUACCACGUUAUCGGAGGUGGGCAUGGGGUUGAUGAUGACCCCUAUCUACAUGACGAAAAUCUAGAUGAUAACGAAUACAUUUUUCCCGAAUCUGUAGAGGAUGACUCCAGAAUCGACAGAGCCCUCACAGUUCCGCAUGUCCCAGCCAAGGACGAAGCACCUAUCAUGAUAGAUCCUACACGGGACGAGGGGCGCACAUUCUCAUGGUUCGAUUGCCAAAAUCAGGCCUGCGAGUGGUCUACACGCCUUCGUCAACCCGAGACUCCCACUGAGAAGCCGGAUGAGCCUGCCUUGCCUCUCAAACAAACCCAAACUGUGAGUAUCCCAACAACGAUCUACAUUACCAAGACUUCAUCCCUUCCCCUUGUAUGGUGGACUCUACCGGAUCCCGGAAAGUUGAGUACAACGUUAGGGAAGACUACAUCGGCAGUCUUUUCAGAGCCAACUGUCACCUCAUCGACUCUUUCAGAAACAACCGCAGUUACAGAGCCAUCUGCAACUCUGGAGCCAUCUGCAACUCUGGAGCCAUCUGCAACUCUGGAGCCAUCUGCAACUCUGGAGCCAUCUGCAACUCCAACACCCAAGGAAAAGUCCAAGGACUUGACAGAAGCGAAUAUAAUCGGUGGCACCAUAGGAGCUAUCCUUUUCUUGGGUGUGCUUAUACUCAUCUCCUGGUUGAGCUAUAGGCACUACAAGAGGAAACAUGCCAAAAAGUCAAGGCCGACUAUCGUCCAUCCUUUCAGGCAACAUCUACCUCCAGCCCCUCCUCCGGUCCCUCCUUCAACCCCUGGGCGUCAAAGCCCCGAUCGUCAAAGCCGUUCGUAUUGGCUUCCCGAUACUCCCUCGGAUCGCCAGUCGCCGUAUGGUAGAGAAUGGGGAGAGACUGUGCGGAUGUGGAUGAGGGCACCUGAACGCAAUCCUGAAGUUCACGCCAUGGAUGAGAUCAGCCGGCCGAAGAAUGUGUAUACUACUCGCCCUGCUGUUAAGUCACCCCCUUCAGCGAAUACAAACGCUCAGUCUGCUGCAAGCCCGUGGCUUUCGCCGCAGCCUUACAGUGCUCCUCGGCCUGUCAACAACUCACCAGGUCGUCUUGCAAUUCCUCGUCGACCUGUUGGCGCUACGUAUUCUCCGGCAAUCAUGACUCCUCGACCUAAUAGCCCGAACCUUGCGCCAAACACUCCCCAGCCUGGCCCUUCUCAGUAUAGUGAGAGUGUGUACAGCCAGCCAGGUCCAGGAGUGAGGCCGGAUAGUGCACGUCCGCUUGGUUGGAUUUGA